Wickerhamiella sorbophila is the source of this 480-nucleotide messenger RNA. RefSeq lists its product as hypothetical. The record is from RefSeq and is a predicted model, not a curated record. Lineage: Eukaryota; Fungi; Ascomycota; Dipodascomycetes; Dipodascales; Trichomonascaceae. The transcript has a single exon. The coding region runs from base 1 to 480 and encodes 159 amino acids.
AUGUCUGAACUGAAACGCAAGCAGGAAGACGAGGAUGAAGUGGCUGCCAAGGUGGCCAAGACGGGCGACGUAGUUUCAAUCAAUGAGGAGAUUGCUGUUGCCGAGUCAUUGAAGGAGUCGCCAGAGCCGGGCGCCGCCAGUGUCGAGGUCGAGGCGGACAAACCUAAAGAGGCUGCUGCCGCGCCCGAGACGGCCGCGUCUGCGCCGGCUGCUGAACCCAAAAAGACCGCCCGCUCCAAGUACGCCGACCUCGAGGGCGACAGCGAGGACAGCGAGGACAGCGAGGACGACGAGGACUUUGACGAGGGGGAGUUCGACGACGAUCUCGACGAGGAAGAAGAGCUCUCUGAGGUCGAGGUCGAGGAGGGCUCGCGUCGGAGGACCCGCGUGGACUACAAAAAGGUCCUCGAGGAGAUGGAGAAGGAAGAGGCCGCCAACCUCCAGGACGACGAUGACAACGAGUUCGUAGCUAAAGAGUAG